GGGGGGGGGGGCGGGGCGGGGCCGGGCUGCAGUGGGAGCCGCCAUGUCGGGCCUGUGGAUCUGGAGCAAGUCCUCGCUAAGCCUUGUGAAGACAUUCAGAGGUUAUGGGUCUGUGCAAUGUUACUGUGCCUAUCAUGGACAAACCAACCGCAAGUAUGUUCCUCGCAGGGCAGUCCUUUAUGUACCAGGAAACGAUGAACGGAAAAUGCGCAAGAUUACCAGCCUCCAUGUAGACUGUGCAGUCCUUGACUGUGAAGAUGGAGUUGCGUUAACUAAAAAGGAAGAUGCAAGGCUGACCAUUCCAAAAAUGCUGGAAGAGCUUCACAUAGGUCGCACAGAGAAAUGUGUCCGAAUCAACUCUGUGUCGAGUGGCCUUGCUGACUUAGACAUGGAAGUAAUUUUAAAAUCGAAGGUCCUUCCUCCGACCCUGAUGCUCCCUAAAGUUGAAAAUACUGAAGAAAUAAAAUGGUUUGCAGAUAAAUUUGCAAGUUACUUCAAGGGUCAGACGUUACAGGAGCCUAUGAAUUUAAUCACUUUUGUGGAGACAGCAGUGGGAUUGCUGAAUUUCAAGGCUGUAUGUGAAGAAGCAUUGCGUCUCGGAGCACAAGCUGGCUUCCAACUUGAUGGAGUGGUGUUUGGUUCAGAUGAUUUCUGUGCCAGCAUAGGUGCCACAAGAACUAAAGAUGCCCAGGAAAUGCUUUACGCGAGGCAGAAAGUUCUUGUUACAGCUAAGGCUUUUGGUCUCCAAGCAAUAGACCUUGUGUAUAUCGACUAUAAGGAUGAAGAGGGACUUUACAGGCAGUCGAGAGAGGGCGCCUUGAUGGGUUUCACUGGUAAACAAGUGAUUCACCCUAGUCAAAUUCCAAUUGUACAGAAUGCAUUUUUUCCCAGUCCUGAGAGGGUCAAAUGGGCUCAGGAACUGAUAAGAGCAUUCAACGAACAUCAGAAACUGGGGAAGGGUGCCUUUACGUUUCAAGGAAGUAUGAUCGACAUGCCAUCUCUGAAGCAGGCGCAAAAUAUCAUUACGCUGGCUACAGCCAUCGAAGAAAUGUGAGCUCGAAAGGAGAAAGCCUCAAUCAUAGAUCAAUGCUUGAUGCAGUGGUCAGCAAAAAAUGGAGACACAGACCAGCUGCUUGUGGAAAUUUUAUGGAGGUCACUGCAUCACUGUAUACUUUAAUAAUGUGAUUCUGCGAGGCCGUGCCACUGUAAUUUAGAAAAAAAAACAUUUUGUGUCGUUUUUUGGGAUGAUACAGUAAUGUGAGAUUGUCUAGACCAAACUCCCCUACCGAGUACCAACAGUUGUGCAUAUCUAGCCCUCCAGUAACUCCAUACUUUAUAGUUCGGGACACUGAUAGAUGCAGAGCUGUGGUAAUUUUUCCAGUGUAACGAUUAGAAGCACAGUACAGCAGAACUUCUUUGGAUGGACCCCUGUCAGGUUUUGCAUCACAUUAAAACACUGCUGCAGGUCAGAUGUGCUAUCUGGUUAAUAGGCUGAGAAAAGCUGUGUUACAGAGGUUAGCUCAGCUUGUAGAAGGGUAAAUAAACACAACAAUCCACUAUUGUUCCACAUUCUGCAGAAAUCCUGCACCAAGGUUUGAGAGCUGCAAAGGAAUCAAUUUGCAGUUACCAAAGAACUCAAAUCAAACUUCCAUUCCUGACUGAUAUAACAUUUAUCAUUCAGAAAGCAAGUGAUUAAUGUGAAUUAAAUAGAAAAAUAUUUGAAACUGCCCCAAGGCCUACACAGUAGCAUUUUUGAUUUUUCUCCCCCUCCUGAUAUACAGAGAGCAAUCAAUAGCUAUUUAAUAUUCAUUCCAAAAAAUAUUUAGAAAGGGAAUGAUAAUUGUUAUGAAGCACAAAUAGACAUGUGCCUUUGAUUUUUGCUCAUUUUCCAAUGAUCUGUGAAAUGUAAAAAAGACCCAGAUCUAAUCUUAUUAUGCUAGCUUAAUGUCAUAUUGCAGUUUAAAAAUUGGAUCAAAAUACAUAAUUCUUCAGGGAAAGAUUUUUUUGUUUUCAGAUUGUGAUCAACACUAAGCAGCUGCAGCUUAUUUUAGGCCUACUCUUACUGUGCCCAUGUUUUAUUCCCCAUAUUGUAUUGUACCUUUUCAAAUGUUCUAUCAUUGCAUCUUUCUGAAGUAAAUCAAGCAGUGUUGCUUUCAGCAAUUAAACAAUGGCAUGUUCCUUAGAUGUUCAGCGACUCAGAGUACCAUCUGAAAUAUGAACGCCAUUUGCAUCCUCAUACAAUGAACAAUGCUUUGGGAUUUAUUUUUACAUUACUAGACACCAAAGUUCUGUUGAAGCAAACCGUAAGUGCAGCCCAAAACCUUUUCUGCAAAUCAAAACUGCAAUAUGGGUUUAGAAUUACACUUGCGGCUCCAAUGCUCUGGAAGUCCUGUAGCGUUCAAAGUGCCAAUGGAACUGCUGAGUGUUCUAUCUUUGUCACUUGGCACUGUAAAUAAUGUAGAACAGGUGUUACUUCACUGAACUAAGCAAAAUAAGGUGGAAUAUGCAAUCAACGUUACAUUGAAAGUAUCUAUUUGCUUCCAACAGUCCAAUUACUCCCAUUGUUUCCUGAUUGUAUGGCUUCUAAAGUUCUUUUCUUUUCAAUAGUGACUUAAUUUUACACUGAAUAGAAUAAAUCUUUUAUUUGGGGUGGGGGGUGAUAUGUUUUCAGCAAGAGAAAAAUGUAUCCUGCCCUCCCAUGAAAAAAAUUAGCAGGCUAUAACGUGCUCCAUUUUAACUCCACUGCAAAUUUAUAAAAUGCAUUCAUUCUUCAAUGAAUAUUGGUCAGGAUUGUGUUAUGAAAUCCUGAAGCAAGCCAGUCUACUGAGAUUCUCAAUUUACGUUAUGCUUUAUCUUCUCUUGGUGAUGACAGAACAACGUUCAUCGAUGAGCACAGCUCACUUCUGGUCCCUAACUAGAACUAGAAAACAGCAGUAUUGGAACAAAGUACACGAAUAUAACUGUGUUCAGACAAUAGUCCAAUAAUUGGAUAAAGGUGUCACCAAAUUUACUUCUAAGCCAGAUGGAUCAAAAGGGCUUGGGUUUGAUCUCCCUAUCUUGCAUUGAAUUAGCUGAUCUAACCAUUGCAGCAGUUGGGGUGCUGCAAUUAGUCUUAGAACCCCUGGGCUAGGGGAGAGAAUAAUCAGUGAAGGUUUUCCACUUGUGGUUACAAUUCAGUUGCCUUUGCAUGAAAAUGUGUAAAUUUCAGGGUUUAUUGACAAUCCUUUACGUGGAUUCUGGUGAAAACAGAAUUGGUUCUGACAAUGAAGUCUCUAUGGUCAAAUAACCUUCUGAUCAGAUUCAUGGAUGAGGUAUGAGUAUGCAGAUUUUAGCCAUGAAAUUGUAUCUCAGCAAGAGUGUCUUCAGACAAAGAGGAGAGAAUAUAAAUGUGUGUAACCAUGUAAAGUGACGAAGAUGUUUUUGGUAGUUUAUGUGUCUCACUCUUAUUUGCUCAUAUUCAAAUAAAAAUAAAUUGGCUCCUUUUUAUUUGAUAAGAGAUUUCAAACUAUGACAUGAAAGUUCAUCAGAAUGUAUCACAAAAUUAACUCAUUUAAUCACAAACACACACAAAUUGCCUUGAAAUCUAUUUUGGACCCCAAAUUAUACACAAUGUUAUUUAUUGCUUUCCCCUAACCUUUUGACUUAGUGUUACACAUAAUUGUUUUACAGGACUCUAACACUGCACCCUCAUAAGUAUUCGCUUGUCAAAUGCAUUAAUGUGAUCAUGAAUUAGUAAAUGUAGGACAGAGUGAGUGAUUAAUUUAAUUCAAUAUUGAAAACAGAUCUACCAUAUUUUGCCAUUUGUAUAUUUCAUAUAAAGAGUACAAGACUUUUUUCAAUUGGAAGAAUGUUUGUUGCCUUUAAGAAUCAAAUAUUACACACAACAAUAAAAGUUCAAAUAAAAAAUAAAAUAUUUAUUUAGAAGUUUGACAAAUUAAUCUAUGAAUGUGUCAAUAAUAAAAUAGUACUUAAGUUCCAAGUGCAGCAUACUACCCAAAAAAAACCUUUAAGACCUAAUAAAAUUUACAUUUUUUUUUGCAUAAUAUUUUCAUUCAUCUCAACAGGGCUCAUGGGGGCAAAGAUUGUUUUAUUCUGUUAAUUUGUGCCUGGGGGUUCCCCAGCCAAUGUCUUCAUUGUUUUAGGGUCUUUUAUUACAGUCUUUGACAACAUCAUUUUCUCAACAAGAGAGAAUUUUCCCAAUUAAAUAAAUUGUUUUGUUUAAAUUAAAA
Molecule: messenger RNA, 4229 nt
Organism: Callorhinchus milii (elephant shark)
Lineage: Eukaryota; Metazoa; Chordata; Chondrichthyes; Chimaeriformes; Callorhinchidae
Gene: clybl
Product: citrate lyase beta like
Exons: 8
Coding region: 44-1054 (336 amino acids)
Biological process (GO): regulation of cobalamin catabolic process
Molecular function (GO): (S)-citramalyl-CoA lyase activity
Source: RefSeq, a predicted model, not a curated record